CCACGAAACUUAAAAUUCCUCCUCGCUCUCUCUUAUUCUUCGGAGCGGAGAAUCUCUCACUGAGCUCGGCGACAAUUUCAGAGCAGAGCAGAGCAGAGCUUCAUCCAGGCCCAAAAAGACACAUGGAGGAUCGAAAGAUUAGGGUUUCGGCUCUCGUAGUGUCGUGGUUAUGGCUCUUUUGCUCAUCUAUGCUUGUGCUCACAGUUGACUCUCAGGUUCCGAUUCCACCAAGGUACGAUGGUUUUCUGUAUAAGCACAAGUAUUUGAGCCUUGACUCCAUUAUCGUCGAGGCCUUCUUCGAUCCCAUCUGCCCCGAUAGCAGAGACGCAUGGCCACCUCUCAAGAAGGCUCUGCAUGACUACUCUCACCACGUCUCUCUCAUUGUUCACCCAUUUGCUCUACCAUACCACGACAAUUCAUUUGUUUCUUGCCGUGCAUUGCAUAUUGCGGAUACAUUGAACUCUUCUACCACAUAUCCAUUGUUGGAGACGUUCUUUAAACAUCAGGAGAAGUUUUACAACAAUCCCACCUUCCAUAAGUCCAGAGAAUCAAUUGUCAAGGAAAUAGUGAAGCUUGCAGCUAAGGUCGUGGGGAACUUCUCUGCCCUGGAAUCUGGCUUCGAGAACAGCAGCAGUAGGACAAAAGCAAUAAUUUCCUUUAAGUAUGGGUGUUCGAGAGGAGUAACGGGAACCCCCUUUUUCUUUGUGAAUGGGAUGCCAUUAUCAGAGUCUGGUUCCGCUCUCAACUACAGUGAUUGGAGACGCACAAUUGACCCUUUGCUUGGGGCACAUUCUGGGAGGAAGCUUUUGACACCCGUUUCUCCUCUUGAUUCAAUCAGUACCGAGAAUCCAGUCCAUGCAUAUGUAUAACACAAAAAUGGUGUUUGGCCUCUUGGCUUAGUGGUUUGAGUCCAUGAGGUCAAAAGCAAACCACUGUGGUCUUGAUUUUGAAUUCCAUCUCGCCCACUCAAAAUGAAAUAUAAAAAAACUCAUAAAAAAGAACAUAGAAAAUCCAAUAUUUUUUCAGCUUAUUUGGUGAUGUGGAUAAAAGCGGUACAUAUUAGCACUUAUUGGGUCUAUGGCAUAUAUUUAUGUUCCACUAAUAAUGCAGGUUGUAGAGGUAUGAAUCUGCGAUGGUUUGUUUAUUUAGUUUGGAGUUACAGUAUGAUGCAUAUUGGAAUAUAUGCGUAUUGGAUUCAUGUUGUAAUAAACAAGUCCAACAUUUUAAUGAUAAUGACUAGGUUUCAUGGGGUUGCCUUCGUUUUGAUGGAAUAAAGAACCUUUGUGAA
Messenger RNA from Amborella trichopoda, 1288 nucleotides. Its product is annotated as Thioredoxin superfamily protein. The record is from RefSeq and is a predicted model, not a curated record. Lineage: Eukaryota; Viridiplantae; Streptophyta; Magnoliopsida; Amborellales; Amborellaceae.